Paramuricea clavata is the source of this 2379-nucleotide messenger RNA. Lineage: Eukaryota; Metazoa; Cnidaria; Anthozoa; Malacalcyonacea; Plexauridae. The record is from the annotation of a GenBank genome assembly.
AUGGAUGAGGGGACACACAUGCGGGGUAGAGCCAUAUGGAAGAGUACGCGAAUUGAGAAAACCCAAACUUUAUGGUGUUUAUACUCCUGUAUUCACUACCUGAACUCCAACAGCGACGUACGUAAACGGCAUCGGCGCGAUCACGGAGUGUCAUGAGUCUUAAAUUAAUUUAGAUGCUGAUUUCUGUGUCAACUGUCGGACACCAUAGUUUUCAUGCACUUGUAACGAUCUUCAAUUAUUUUGUAUUAUAAAUUAUAAUAUAGCAUUUGUAAAUUCUGAACGCUGAUUGGCUAAGCCUAAGACCCGUGUUGAUAUAACUCAAUGUCAACACGGAAACGUCGCAAAACUUCUUUCUUUAUAUAUUUCUUUGUGCUAUAUUAUAAAACAAAUAUAAAACUUUUUUCUGUAUUGAUAUACAGUUAUAUCAAUUAUCAACACUCGUGGAAAUUGGGAAAACUCGAAAUUGUGUGAAAACACUCCGAAAUUCGCACCUUGGUCGCUGAUCAGGUUACUAGUUCAAUUCAGAACGGCUUGCCAAGGCUUUUUCAAGAAGCAUUUGCAGCUGCUGCACCACCUCAGCUCCCAAACCCUGCACAGGGGUUAGUGAAUGAAGGUGAAGCACAACCUGAAAGAUCUCAAUUAAACAGUCGUCUUGCCAAGUAUUAUACUGAGGCUAAGGAAACUGUAUUAUCUGAAGAAGUUGCCACCUUCUUGAGCACAGCUUUUACCAAGCGUCUUUCUAAAGACGGUUGGUCGGAUCUUAUGAAAAAGUAUCCUCCAAUAAAGGGGAUGGAGGAAGUGCUUGUUGCUCCUACAAUGGAAACAGGCGCAAGAGACAUCAAACAAAAGUUGGUUAUCACAAGACCAAAGAGAUUUUCACAUCAGAUGAUGGCCUCCUUGAGAAGCAUGCCCCUUUCUUGGCUGUUGCACGACCUAUUACUGCAGCAUUAGACCUCCUGGAAGGCCCCCUAAGUCCUGACGAGAGCGAAGAUGAUAUUAAUGGUCCGGACCCAGAUGAAAUAAAGGCAUACUUAGAAAAUGUCCUUGUCCUACUGGGUAAUGCCAGAGGCGCCGGAAUAUCGAUAAUUGGGGGGGGGGGCGGGGCAGAUAUUCAUACUGUAUAUUCGUGUUCUGCCCAAUUAAUUUCUUUUGAAAUCGAUUGUUUUUACAGUCUGUGAACACGAAUAUAUGAAUAUCUGCCCCCGCAAUUAUCGAUAUUCCAGCGCCUCUGGACCGUAAUGCCAACUUUCAAUUAAAUGCAUGGCGCCAAAAGCGUUUUGGAGAAUUUAUAACUGAUGUUGGCAAGCGAAUUUUAAAAGAUGAUAUCCCAACAGAUAAACAUCUCUUCCCUGACAAAUUUCACCAAUUCGUCCAGAGCGAAUAUGAUCAUUCGCAGACAAAUUCCAAAGUCAUUGCAGCUCCCUCCAAGUCACAAUUCCGGAAAACUACACCAACACAGCCUUUUCGUGCCUUCUCCGGUCCCACUGCUGCUACCAGUGGUCCAUGUUCCUGGGGAAAACGUAAAUGGUCCUACAAGUCCCAAGGGAACCAAAAAGCAGAUUUCAGUAGCUUCUCGUCAAGAAAAAACACCUUCCCUAAGCGACUACGGGCUUCCAAUGAGCUCGGCAACCCCAACCACAGCUGACUAUAUGAUCCCUAGACUCAACAAGAUAACUUUACCAGAACAGCAGGUCGACUGAAACAUUUUAUAGAAAAUUGGAAGAUAAUAACUUCAGACGAAUCAGUCUUGGAGACAGUGAGGGGAUAUCGAAUUCCCCUGAUUUCGAAACCUCAUCAAUGGCGCAAGCGAGUGACCAAGGCCAGAUCCUUGGAACAACAAUAGUUACUAUCCCAGGCCAUACUGGGUCUGGUUUCAAAGGGAGCAGUACAUCAGGUUGUAGAACAGGACCAGUUCCUUUCAACAUUGUUCAUAAGUACAGCAGGUGAACAAGAACCGAUCAGUUUUCAACCUGAAGACAUUGAACAAAUAUGUCCACACAGAAAAGUUCAAACUAGACAGUUUGGACCUACUAAAAACAAUGUUGAAACCGAACGACUUUCUAAUGAAACUGGACCUGAAGGAUGCGUAUUACUCGGUACCAGUAGCAGUGGAACACAGGAAGUACCUUCGAUUUCAUUUUCAAGAUGUGACCUACGAGUUCCAGUGUUUACCCUUCGGUCUAUCAUCAGCACCCCGAGCCUUCACGAAACUGGUCAAGCCAGUUAUUGCAAUCCUGAGAAUAUCUGGCAUACGAGUAGUUAUAUAUUUGGACGACCUACUGCUCUUCCACCAGGAUCCAAUAGAGCUACAGACAAUCUUCAAAUGAACUCGACGGACAUGACAAUAGCUGUUCCUCUGAAGAAACUUUGCCUCAUACA